Molecule: messenger RNA, 1887 nt
Organism: Emys orbicularis (European pond turtle)
Lineage: Eukaryota; Metazoa; Chordata; Testudines; Emydidae
Gene: CILK1
Product: ciliogenesis associated kinase 1
Exons: 13
Coding region: 1-1887 (628 amino acids)
Biological process (GO): protein phosphorylation; intracellular signal transduction; cilium assembly
Cellular component (GO): cilium; nucleus; cytoplasm
Molecular function (GO): protein serine/threonine kinase activity; ATP binding
Source: RefSeq, a predicted model, not a curated record
AUGAAUAGAUACACUACUAUCAAACAGCUUGGCGAUGGGACGUAUGGCUCCGUCCUCCUAGGGAGAAGCAUUGACUCUGGGGAGCUAAUUGCCAUUAAAAAGAUGAAGAGAAAGUUCUACUCUUGGGAGGAAUGCAUGAAUCUUCGAGAGGUUAAGUCUUUGAAGAAAUUAAACCAUGCCAAUAUAGUAAAACUGAAAGAAGUUAUCAGGGAAAAUGAUCAUCUUUAUUUUGUGUUUGAAUACAUGAAGGAAAAUCUUUACCAAUUGAUGAAAGAAAGAAACAAACUGUUUCCUGAAUCUACAGUUAGGAAUAUUAUGUAUCAGAUCCUGCAAGGGCUUGCAUUUAUCCAUAAACAUGGGUUCUUUCACAGAGACUUGAAACCUGAAAACCUCCUUUGCAUGGGACCAGAACUUGUGAAAAUAGCGGACUUUGGCUUAGCCCGAGAAAUCCGAUCUAGGCCUCCUUAUACAGACUAUGUAUCUACAAGAUGGUAUAGGGCUCCUGAAGUUCUUCUGAGGUCCACCAGUUAUAGCUCUCCCAUUGAUAUCUGGGCUGUCGGCUGUAUAAUGGCAGAGGUUUACACAUUAAGGCCUCUCUUCCCUGGUGCCAGUGAAAUAGAUACUAUAUUCAAGAUUUGCCAAGUACUGGGGACACCGAAAAAGAAUGACUGGCCUGAAGGCUACCAACUUGCAGGUACCAUGAAUUUUCGCUGGCCCCAGUGUGUACCUAACAACCUAAAGACCCUAAUUCCUAAUGCUGGCAGUGAGGCAGUUCAGCUCAUGCGAGACAUGCUACAAUGGGACCCCAAAAAGCGACCAACAGCUAGUCAGGCACUUCGAUAUCCCUACUUCCAGGUUGGGCACACACUGGGCACCUCUCUCUGCAUUCAGGAACUGGGCAAGCAGCCGAAAGAACUCCAUGAUAAAGCAGCACUGCACCAUGUUAAACCGGUCCCUCCUGCACAACCCCCUACAAAACCCCAUGCCCAUCUCUCAUCUAGACCAUUCCAGCAAAGCCAGUCUUCCCAGUACCUCAUGUACCCAUAUAAAGCAGACUCCUUGGUGACUGACCACGGGACCCAGUUAAGAGAGGACGAGCCUGCUCAGGUGCUUCUGCCAGCACUUCGUAGUCAAGUUCCUCAGCAGAAAAUACCGGUUGGGACAGAGAACACGAAUGGUGAACUUAAACCAAAGACUAGGCGAAGAUGGGGACACAUUACUAGAACAAUGAAAGGUUCUGAAGAGUGGGAUGACUUGGAAGACUUGGAUUUUAGCUCUUCCCUCACCAGAACUGAUCUGAAAAACAAGAGGCGACAGAGUGAUGAAGCUCUUUGUAGGUUUGAAAGCAUUUUGGAUCUGAAGCUUUCGGACAAUCUAGGUUCUGGCAACAGUGCCCCUUCCCAUGCAUCCUUUCCACGGCAGGACACACCCACCUUGCGAGUUUCUGCAGCCAAGCAGCAUUACUUGAAACAUUCUAGGUAUUUACCUGGGAUAAGCACAAGGAAUAGCAUAGUCUCCAGUUCAAGCAAGGAUUCUAUUGCGUCUAAUCCAUGGCCCACUUCUAGUUUGCCUGGAAAAGCUUCAGGUGUGGGAGGAGGGGUCAAUGGAACGAAUUCAGGGCACUCAGGAUCGAGCAGGUUGACGGGUGGUUAUAUCCCUUCAUUUCUGAAAAAGGAACUAGGCUCUGCUGGGCAGAGGGUUCAGUUAGCACCAAUUGCAGAUCCAUCUUCUAAUUACGCCUCUCUGAAGUCUGUCAGACCUCAUAUUGGGCGGCCAUCAUUUAAUACACCUUCAAAAAGCACACCAGCAUUAAUGCCGCGUCCACCGCCAAUUCAGCCAAUCCAUGGACGCACUGACUGGUCUUCAAAGUACGGAGCUCACCGGUGA